CGUGCUUUGGUUUGGGAGUUCCUCUCGUCCGAAGCAGGCUGCGUCGAUAUGCUGCGCGAAUUGCCGCGGAGCCUGAUGGUGGCCGAGCUGCUGUUUGUGUCACAGGGCAACGGGGAAGAGAGCAGCAGUGCCGAGAGCAUCCUCUGCUUGUGUUCCCGGGUCUUCGUGGAGGAUCGAAAAUUGUACAAACAAGGCUUAAAAGGGUUUUAUGUAAAUGAUGAAAGUGACAGUACAGGAGAAGACCUAGUGACUGAGGAAGAAGAAGAAAAGUUUAAUUCCAUUGUGUCUGCUGAUUUAUCAAAUGACCGUGCUUUUGGACUGGAAGAAAAUGAAUUAGAUACAGAGACUAAACUCAUGAAGAGUAUGGGGUUACCUGUACAAUUUGGCAGUGUUACUAGCCCUAAGGCAUUUGUGGAAUUUAGAAAUGUUGAAAAGAGGUGUAAAAUAGUCAAGGGAAAAAAGAACAAAAAGAAGAAUACACUGCAAAAAGAGAUUCUUGAAAUGACACAAGAGAUUUUGGUAGAGGGUCACAGAGAUGACGACCACUCUCUUUUCGAGGAUGAGUCCUUAAUUACAAAGGAGAGUAAGAAUGAAGAGGAGUGUGAAAAUGGGGCUGUUGUAUUGGAAGAGCUUAAUGAGAAUGAAAAAUGGGGAGACUAUUGGCACAAAUAUGGAGAAGAACUUCUGUGGCAGAGUUGGCAGGAGAAAUACAAGGAUGGUGACUCUGACCUUUUAGCUGUGUCUGAACCUUGGAGCAAUCCUGAGGUGAAAGAAAAGUGGGAGCAGCAUUAUAGUGAGCUAUACUGGUAUUACUGGGAACAGUUUCACUACUGGGCAAGCCAAGGUUGGACUGUUGAUGCUGUACGUAACAACAGCACAAUAAAGAGCACAAGUACACUGGAAACAAGGCAGCCAGAAGAAAAAAUACCAGAUAUUGGUGCAGAUGGUGACUGUGGAGAAAUACUGGGCUCAGAAUUUCAUUCUCAUCUUUCUUCUGGUGGUAGCAGCAAGGAAAAUCUCAUUCUACCUGAUGAACUUUGUAAUGAAAUUCUUACUGCAGUUGGCAAAAUAAAUCUUGGUUGUGAAGAAGCAAAGCAGAGCACUUCAGCAAACAUGGUCGAUGUUACGGGUAAUCAAGGACAGAGUUCAAGAAGUGAUUCUGGUCAGGCUGAAACAUCUGAAAAAGGAACAAAGGAAAAAGUGUCUUCGGAAAAAGGAUGUCAGCCAGUGUCUCGAUGGUCGUCUAGAGCAGAUGCCCCAAGCGGUGGGGUUUCUCCUAAUAAUAGUGAUGACGGUGAGCAGCCCCCUGAACGUAAACCUGUCAAAUUAAAGAGGAGCCAUGAACUAGAUGCUGAAGAACAUGGUCAGGCAGAUCCAGAAAGCAUUUGUGGUCUUUUGGGGCUCAAACAUGGCAUGGGACAAAAAUACACGGGAAUUCCUGGCUUCAGUGAAAGAAGAGUGACACAUUUCAAUAAAAAUAUGAAGUUUAAGUCUGAGUUUUUGGACAUGCGCAGAAUAGUCAAGACCAAAAACAAGCACAUCAUUUUUACAGAAGAAUCUGAUACAUUGUUUUGCAAGAAGAGCAAGACUUUAAGUAAGGUAGAAAAGUUCUUGAAACAAGUGAAUGAGCCUGUGGAAGUGAAAUCACAGGACUCCUCCUUGCCAGAUGUACUUCAUAACACCUCUACAAGCAGCGAUUUAGAGGAGCAGGAAAGUGAUGGCGGCUCUCAAAAGACUUCGGAUUUCCAGAAUUGUGGCUUGUUACCUUCCAGCUCAGCUUCCUGUAACGCUGAAUGCCUCAGCCUUGAAGAGAAAGUCAAGGAGAAGGUGGUAAUAUCAACAGGUGACUGUAACUUGCAGGAAUCAGGGCCAGGAGAACAAGAAGGAGAAGACUGUCCAUCGGGAAGACAGCUAGUUCCCCUGGACAUUCCAGACUAUCUGCAGGUAGAAACAGAAGGUGAAAAAGGCUCUUCCAAGAAGAAGAAAAACAAGAAAAAGAAACAGAAAAAAAUCAGACCCCCACAGUCCCUGCCUCCUGAAAUAGCCAGUGAUCCUGAGCUAGCCAAAUAUUGGGCACAACGGUAUAGACUGUUCUCUCGAUUUGAUGAAGGGAUUCAGUUAGAUAGAGAGGGAUGGUUUUCUGUUACUCCUGAGAAGAUCGCAGAGCACAUUGCAGAGCGUGUGAAGCAGUCCUUCGACUCUGACAUCAUAAUAGAUGCGUUCUGUGGUGUGGGGGGAAAUGCUAUUCAGUUUGCCUUGGCAGCAAAAAGAGUAAUUGCAGUCGAUAUUGACCCUGUGAAGAUCGCUCUUGCUCACAACAAUGCAGAAGUGUACGGAGUGGCAGACCAGAUAGAGUUCAUAUGUGGUGACUUCAUGCAACUGGCAUCUGGGUUGAAAGCGGAUGUUGUGUUUCUGAGCCCUCCAUGGGGUGGGCCUGAAUAUGCCACUGCAGAAAUCUUCGAUGUUCAAACAAUGAUCUCUCCUAAUGGAUAUGAAAUUUUCAAGCUGUCACAGAAAAUUACCAACAACAUUGUGUACUUCCUUCCUCGUAAUGCUGAUAUUGACCAGAUUGCUUCUUUAGCUGGACCAGGAGGGAAAGUUGAAAUAGAGCAAAAUUUUCUGAACAACCGAUUGAAGACCGUAACUGCUUAUUUUGGUGAUUUGAUCAGACAAGAUGUAUUGUGACCUGUAUAUGUGUGUACAGCCUUGCUGAUGCACAGUGGAUUGUCCCAGACUUUGAUCUCUCCAUCAUUCAUUUUUUCCCCACAGUC
Messenger RNA from Gekko japonicus, 2771 nucleotides. It is a transcript of the gene TGS1, whose product is annotated as trimethylguanosine synthase 1. Gene Ontology annotation, biological process: 7-methylguanosine RNA capping; 7-methylguanosine cap hypermethylation. The record is from RefSeq and is a predicted model, not a curated record. Gene Ontology annotation, cellular component: nucleus. The coding region runs from base 49 to 2685 and encodes 878 amino acids. The transcript is spliced from 13 exons. Lineage: Eukaryota; Metazoa; Chordata; Lepidosauria; Squamata; Gekkonidae. Gene Ontology annotation, molecular function: RNA cap trimethylguanosine synthase activity.